This is a messenger RNA of Puntigrus tetrazona (Sumatra barb), 1698 nucleotides long. RefSeq names its product transmembrane p24 trafficking protein 3 (gene tmed3). The record is from RefSeq and is a predicted model, not a curated record. The transcript has 3 exons. Lineage: Eukaryota; Metazoa; Chordata; Actinopteri; Cypriniformes; Cyprinidae. The coding region runs from base 135 to 758 and encodes 207 amino acids. Gene Ontology annotation, cellular component: endoplasmic reticulum; COPI vesicle coat; Golgi apparatus. Gene Ontology annotation, biological process: intracellular protein transport; endoplasmic reticulum to Golgi vesicle-mediated transport; Golgi organization.
UCCUGCCACGUCAGUGGUGUUUAGCUUCAAGCUGUCAAGUGCCCGAGAAAGUUCAGCAAAUCAGCUGAAACUCAAUGGAAGAGGCUUUUUGCGAAUUUUAAAGAAUAAUUAAAGUUUUCUUCCACGUGGGCACUAUGAGAUACCCUUUUCUUUUAAUUCUGGCUAUGCAUAUAGCCUUUGCAAAUGCCACCGAAUUAACUUUUGAAUUGCCCGAUAACGAGAAACAAUGCUUUUACGAGGACCUAGAGCAAGGAGCAAAGUUUGAUAUAGACUUUCAGGUUAUUGCAGGAGGAAACUAUGAUGUUGACUGUUUUGUGACAGAUCCACUGAAUAACGUGUUGUAUCAGGAACGAAAAAAGCAAUAUGACAGCUUUUCCCAUACAACAACCAUGAAGGGAGUCUACAAGGUUUGUUUUAGCAACGAGUUUUCAACCUUCUCUCAUAAAACUGUUUACCUGGACUUCAGAAGUGGAGAGGAUGACAGAUUAAUGCCAGACAUGAACAGAGCGACAGCUCUCACACAGAUGGAGUCAGCCUGCCUGUCUAUCCAUGAGAUCCUGAAAGUGGUUUCAGAUUCUCAGACUUGGUACCGUCUUCGGGAGGCUCAGGACCGAAUCAGGGCUGAAGACCUGAACGAACGCAUCCAUUUUUGGUCUAUCGGGGAGACCGUCAUCCUGUUUGUGGUCUGUAUUGGCCAGGUCCUUAUGCUUAAGAGUUUCUUCAGUGAGAAGAAAGCAAAUGUUGCCACCAGCACAUAGAUCUAUUUUUUUUUUAUUCUGCCGCCUUUUUUCAUUAAUCAGUCUGAUCUCCUUGAAACAACGUUGACUGAUGCCUGCAACCAACCAAAAAUGAGAUCUGUGUCAAACAAUGUGCCUUAAUUUGGAAUGAUGUACUAAAACCUAUGCGUGAGUUCAUAAUAUUGUGCAGUAUAUUCAAAUUGGCCUCUAAGUGCAUUAUUCACUACACCAGUAAUGGAAAUUGACCUGCUGCACCACAACGCUACCGCAUCUUAAUGUUUUUUUGUUUGUACCAGUGGUGUUUUGUGAAAUUUAUGCUUUGUCGACUUUAAGUGUGUGCACAUGGCAACUUAAAAUGCAUAGAUCUUAACAUAUACGUUAUGUAGAAAAGAAAGAAUAGUUUUGGUGCUUUGUGUUUUGGUAAUUAUGAUAAUAUGAUAAUGAAUGAGUGUGUUGAACCUCUAGUUUUAUGUUUAGCAUAAAAGUUCUUCUUCGUUUAUCUCACGUUCAAAAGGGAAAAAUCCACGGUAAUUUAUAUAUGUAUAUCUGGCAAAAUAUGAAAUGCUUGUUAAAAUUCAUUAUUUUAUAGCCCCUUAAUUGCGUAUUCUGUCUAAUUGUAAGUGCCAACCGCGCACACCACUGCUGAUUUUUUUUUUUUUCCCAUUUCUUAAGUUACUUUAUAUGGAACUGGUUUAUGGAUAUGGAGCAAGGGCUUGCACUUUUUUUGGACUGUAACUGAAACAUCAAUUUAAUGUGGAAUUCAAAAGCUGUUUUAUAAAUGUAUUACAUGUUUUUUUGGAUAUUUGUUACAAACUAGUUUCAUUUUGAAUACCUCAGCACAGGAUGUUAAAUCGAUUUGUGACAUUUAUUGAUUUAUUAUGAAAUGAAUACCAUAAAUUGUGUUGUUUACAUUGUGUUUGCCUUGGGUUAAUUAACUAAUUAAAACAAAGUUUUGAAUUGA